Messenger RNA from Saccostrea echinata, 1935 nucleotides. RefSeq names its product dipeptidase 1-like. Gene Ontology annotation, biological process: proteolysis. The transcript has 10 exons. The record is from RefSeq and is a predicted model, not a curated record. Gene Ontology annotation, molecular function: metallodipeptidase activity. Bases 217 to 1713 code for a protein of 498 amino acids. Lineage: Eukaryota; Metazoa; Mollusca; Bivalvia; Ostreida; Ostreidae.
AUACCCGUGUUAUAGAUGAUAUAAAAUUGUGUCGGGUUAUGAUAAAAUUGUUUUUGGUGUGUGUAUCAAGAUAUUUAUUUUAGAGUGGAUUUAAUUCACUUCUAUAAAUUGUGAUCCUCUUUGACUUUGGAAUACUACACAAAUUUGGAGCGAUUUUUUUUCAGAUGUUUCUGUUUCCUUCAAGUAUCAGACAUUGAAAUAUAAUCCGGCGCUAAGAUGUCUACGUCUUAUUCGUCACAGUCAGACCUCGUGUCCAAUUUAUCCGUUCCUGCACCAACUCAGGCCAUCAAUAGACGGAUCAUCUACGGUUUUGCUGGAGCCGCCUUUGUUAUCAUCCUUUCCCUUUCCAUUACUCUUGGUGUUGUUUCAAGUAAAGUAAAUGACAAACCUAACAUUUAUUAUGAGCAAUCCAAUAAACCACCCACCACCAAAAAAGAACAGUCCUGUCCAGCACAAACACAAUCGUGUCCACCUCAGAUACUGAUGUGUCCAGAAUCUACAAGACCAGCACCAGAGAAAACCCAAACGCCGACUUCCUGUUCGGAGCAAUACGGAUCGCACCCUACCGACCUACAAAUAGCAAAUUGUGUUUUAGAGAACUAUCCACUCAUAGACGGAUGUGUAUAUAUCAAACACAAUGACCUGGCUUAUUGGUACUAUGAAAAUGUUCAGAACAAGGUCUACACUGUGGACAUGAGACAAAACCUUCAAGAAGUGUUCCCAAACUCAACAAUCCACUCUGAUAUUCCGAGGUUACGUCAAGGAAAGUUAUCAGCCCAGUUUUGGGCUGUGUAUGUUGACUGUAAAAGUCAAUACAAGGACGCGGUCAAACUCUCCUUGGAUCAAGUAGAUACAGUUAAAAAAUUCAUUGCUAAGUACCCUGACGUCUUCAAGUUUGUCACAACUGCACAGGGUGUCCUUGAUGCUUUCAAUGAAAAGAAAUUUGCUAGUUUGAUGGGUCUGGAGGGUGGGCAUUCCAUUGAUAGCAGUCUUGGUAAUCUUCGCAUGUUUUAUGACCUUGGAAUACGGUACAUGACAGUAACUCAUAGCUGUAACACUCCAUGGGCAGACAACUGGCACAUGGACCAGACAAACAGUUCAGAAUUCAACGGUCUAUCUGAAUUUGGCAAGGUUGUUAUCAAAGAGAUGAAUCGUCUUGGAAUGCUGGUAGAUUUGUCACAUGUUGCAAAAGCUACAAUGAUUGCAAGCCUUAAUAUUUCGGAGGCUCCAGUCAUUUUUAGCCACAGUUCCGCCUUCAGUGUGUGUAAUCAUUACAGGAAUGUACAGGACGACGUCCUACAGAUGCUGAAAAAGAAUGGAGGGAUUGUAAUGGUUAAUUUCUACCCGAGCUUUGUGAAUUGUAAACCCCAUUACAAUUCCAGCGUUUUAGCCACAGUUCAACAAGUAGCAAAUCAUGUGGACCAUAUAAAAAAUCUCAUUGGUGUGGACCACGUGGGUAUUGGUGGUGACUAUGACGGGAUCCCGACAACACCAGUUGGUUUGGAAGACGUGUCUAAAUACCCUAAUCUCUUUGCCGAGCUUGUACAUAGAGGAUGGUCAACAGAAGAUCUUGAAAAAUUGGCUGGAAGAAAUCUUAUAAGAGUAUUCAAAAUGGCUGAAAAGGUUCGUGACCGGAUGUCGUAUCUUCCGCCUUAUGAAGACGUUCUUCCAGUCGCAGAGAGGAAGGGAAAUUGUUCUACGCUUAUCGAAUAGAGUGUUGGAAAAAUAAAACAGCCAUGAAAAAUGUAGAAGAAAAUCACUCCCGGCACAUCUUCAAACAACAUGCGAUUUAUGAAUAAUGUUGUUUCAUGUAACAAUAUCAUUUAUAUACGUUAUAGUUUUCCAUGGAGAUUGGAAGUUAAGAACGUUUGCAUAAGCAGUAUUUGAUAUGUAAAUAGUGUUUAUUAAAUAGAUUGACGAAUAUUAAAUUAGAAA